Messenger RNA from Ostrinia furnacalis (Asian corn borer), 589 nucleotides. RefSeq lists its product as uncharacterized. Bases 159 to 527 code for a protein of 122 amino acids. The transcript has a single exon. Lineage: Eukaryota; Metazoa; Arthropoda; Insecta; Lepidoptera; Crambidae. The record is from RefSeq and is a predicted model, not a curated record.
AGGUAUAAAAGCCGCGCAUGACGUAAGCGCCCACAUUUCAAAUCUGGACGUUGUGCUGUGAAGACGUGACUGUGUUGUGAAGUGCUCCUCGAGUUCACCAUUGGGAAUUUUGCCUGUACGGAUUCAGGUGUGUAAUAUUUUCUGCCCUAUCUCUAACCAUGGGCUACCAUACAAAAGAGAAAUCUGUUGUUGACUUUUGCGAAAGUAAAACCGAAUCCCUCACUAACUGGGUUCGACAAGUUAAAAGUAAAUCUGUUAACGCCAAGACAAAGAGAAAGCGCGAUUUGAGGAUAAUCGCUAUUUUGAGUAACUCCCUAUUACGUGCUGAGAACGAACUUCUUAUGAAACAACGUGAACGUGCCAAGCGGUGGGCCCAGAUGCAAGCAGACCUCGGACUUAGCAACAAGGAGGAAGAAUUGGCCCGACAGCAGCGUGAAAAAAUCGAUAACCUAUGGAAGAACGAUCUUAGCGGUUUAGAUAACUUUUUCAAGGAAUUAGACAAUGUCAAACCUGUUCUAGUAAACUAAAAAUCUAGGUAAUGUAAAGCAAUUUUGUAUCUGUGAUAUACUAUGUAGGAUGUUUUUCUAAA